Messenger RNA from Bufo bufo (common toad), 1896 nucleotides. RefSeq names its product lysine demethylase 8 (gene KDM8). Lineage: Eukaryota; Metazoa; Chordata; Amphibia; Anura; Bufonidae. The record is from RefSeq and is a predicted model, not a curated record. The transcript has 8 exons. Gene Ontology annotation, cellular component: nucleus. The coding region runs from base 588 to 1856 and encodes 422 amino acids. Gene Ontology annotation, molecular function: histone H3K36 demethylase activity.
CAGUGUAGACCAUGUGGGACUACGACUCCGGGAAUGGUCUCAUGGAUGCUGGGAGUUAUAAUUGCACACCAGCUGUAGCGUUCUGAUGCCUUUCCUAAGUUCUCCAUCUAGACGUAAUGUUAUGUUACAUUGCAAUAGGACUACAACCACCAACCUGCUAAUGCAUGCAGCCAGAAGUGGAGCUUUCGGUGGUUGUAGUCCUGUGGUUUAAUCUGUGACUCCUGGUUUGCAUGAUGUGAUGUCAUAACACAGUGACCAUGAUGUAAUAAACCUGGUGCCCUGGGAUGCUGUCAUUUCCAAAAAAUGUCUUACGUUUUGAUUGGGGGAGAGGGGGGCUCAGCCAAUAGCAGGCUGCGACGGGGACGCUCGUACCCAUCGUGACAUGCCAUUGGCUGCCUCCAGCGAACCAAACCCGUAGCCGUGUCCGACUGGGCCAGAAUCGGUAAACUCCGGCAGGUUGUUCUGACGAAUCCGUUAAAUGGAGACGUGACCCUACCCUAAAGGGCUCUUCCUUCUUUUCCAUUCUCAGGUUGUGACGGUGUGGUAUUAUCUGACCAGUAUGCGCCCGGAUCCACCAGACGGAGCAGAUGCAGAGCUCGCUGUGGUCCCGGAUCAGGUCCAUAUUGCCUCCUAGACUUGAGGAGUUCCCUCGGGAGCUGGGCCCGGAGGCGGAUGGAGCCAUUGCGCUAUGUAUGAAGGAGGCGGCGGCCUGUAUCUAUACGCCCGACCUGGGGCGAUGUGGACAGCUGGGGGAGCUGAUGAUGGACUACAGCUGGGAGAAGCUGAAUGGCUGUAACUGGAGGGACGUGUCCCGGGACUGGAGGACUGUCUAUUCCUACGGCUGCCUGUUUAAGGUGGUCGGAAGCUGUGCGGGGCUGGCGUUCAAUAAGGAGGAAGCUCUGCGCGUGUGCGACAUGUCGUUACUCCUCGGGGCUGAGAUCAUGAACAACGCGAUAAGUAGAAUUAUCCAAAUUCUGAGUGAUCCCCUCUCCAAGGACACGGUGGAGCCCCCGGAGUGUGCAACAGUCCCGACCCACGAAAGACAGAAGAGGCAGAGAGAUACUCAAGGAAAUGAGUCGGAAAGCGAACCAAAUGGCAAAAUCGCUGAGAAAAUACCCCGUCCGCUGACCCCGGCGCUGCAUGUAGAGACCACCAUACCAACUGUCCGCUGUCCCUCGCUGGAGCACUUCAGACACAAUUACCUGAUUCCUCAGAAAGCUGUAAUACUGGAGGGGGUCAUUGAUCACUGGCCGUGCAUGAAAAAGUGGAGUGUGGCGUACCUACAGAAAGUGGCGGGUUGUCGUACUGUACCCGUGGAGCUGGGAUCCAGGUACACCGAUGCAGAAUGGUCUCAGAGUCUAAUGACUGUGAAUGAAUUCAUUAAUAAUUAUAUUCUGGAUCAGACGGCUCGCAGGGGAUACCUCGCUCAACAUCAACUAUUUGAACAGAUACGUGAACUUAAGGAAGAUAUCGGUAUUCCGGAUUAUUGCUGCCUCGGGGAAGGAGAUGAAGAUGACAUCACUAUUAAUGCUUGGUUUGGACCAGCAGGAACAGUGUCUCCUCUUCAUCAAGACCCUCAGCAAAACUUCCUGGCACAGAUUGUAGGCAGAAAGUACCUCCGUUUAUACUCUGUGCGUGAGACAGAGCGUCUGUACCCAUUUGAUAGCUCCCUUCUCCACAACACCAGCCAGGUCGACAUUGAAAAUCCAGACACGGACAGGUUCCCUGACUUUGCACAGGCCGUUUACCAAGAGUGCAUCCUGUGCCCUGGGCAGAUCCUCUUCAUCCCAGUGAAAUGGUGGCAUUACGUUAAAGCUCUAGAUAUAAGUUUUUCUGUCAGUUUUUGGUGGUCUUGACCAUGGAUCAUUACUUAAAGGGGUUAUACUGGAAAAGAUA